Solanum verrucosum is the source of this 1380-nucleotide messenger RNA. RefSeq lists its product as uncharacterized. The record is from RefSeq and is a predicted model, not a curated record. NCBI's taxonomy places the organism in Eukaryota, Viridiplantae, Streptophyta, Magnoliopsida, Solanales, Solanaceae. Bases 90 to 1355 code for a protein of 421 amino acids. The transcript is spliced from 4 exons.
UACAUUUGAACAUUUUUCGGGUAUACAUGACCCUUAAAAAAGACCCGAAACUUCCAUAGAGAGGGGUUUAGAGAGGGUUUUUGGUGGAAAUGUUGAAGUUAACCAAACGGAAUUUGGCAUGGCAGCAGCUGAGACGAUUAUCAACGGCGAUUCGACAAACUGUAGAAGAUGAAGGCGACUGGUUUUAUUCAUCGGAAUGGUGGGGCACAACCUCCGGUGGUGGCGACACAGUUUUCCGAUCAAUUUCCGAUAAGGGAAACGGCGUCGUUUCUGUCGUAGCUUACCCUUCUUCCAAACCAGAAAAUUGUUAUUGGGGAAAAACAGAGAAUUGGCUUCAGAAGAGGUAUGAAAAGAUGUAUCCAGAACAUGAACAGGAAGGGGAUUUCAGGAUUCUUGGUUACCAAUGGCGGAAUCUUCACUUUAAUGAGGAGACUCGUCAAAGCACAGUUAAAAUAAUGGCUGCUUAUAGGGAUUCACAUCCUGGUUCUAUUUACUUGAUGCAGCAGGCAGAGUGUCUCGCUGUUCCAUAUGUGAAGAGCAUGGUCUCUGCUGGGUUGGCUACCAUUGCAUCUUGUAAAUUCGAUCUUGAAAGUGCAGUUUGUGGGAGAAAAACAAUGAAAAUUUUAUGCAUUGGGCAUGGCGGAGGGAGCAUACCGUUAUUUUUGGCAAGUAAAAUCCAAGGUGCUGAAGUGUACAUUGCUGAAAUCGACCCUGUGGUAAUCUCAGCCUCAGUUCAAGCAAUGGGGUUCCCAUCUUACUCAGUUAUGACUCCAUCUGGUAGCCGUGCACACUCAACUACUGAUCCUAUCCAAGAAGUUCAAUGGAAAGGCGUUCAUGAGAGGAUUCAAUUACACGAAUCAGACGCUGAGAAGUUUCUCCUCGAGAACAAAAAUCUCUAUGAUCUUGUUUUCAUCGAUGCAUAUGACGGGGAAGAUAUCUUUCCUCACACGCUAUGGGAUCCACACUCUCCAUUCCUCAAUGCUCUUGCAGACCAACUUCACCCUGAGCAUGGAACUGUUGUCGUAAACCUUCACUCAGAUGUAGACUUCGGGGAUGAUGAUUUCAUUCCACCUGGUUCUCACCUUUUGCCAAUGGGAAAGUAUAUUUCGAAAGUGUGCCGAUCAUAUAAAGAAGCUCUGUUAGGGAGUAAGAGUUCCUAUAAUGGUCUGGCUUAUGUAGUUUCUGUGCCUUGGGUAUGUAAUACAUCUCUUGUUGUGAGCAGAGGUUUAGAGAAAUCUGAUAGAGAUAUGGUUAUGAGGAAUAUCAUCUCUAAAUCCCUAGUUGUUGAGAAUAUUCUUGACUUGCCAUUUUCUUGUAUGCAAUAUCUGAAAAGAGGUUUUACUCUGGUGAGUUAAUAUGAAUUGAAGUGUUUUGCCUUCA